Metopolophium dirhodum (rose-grain aphid) is the source of this 1356-nucleotide messenger RNA. RefSeq lists its product as uncharacterized. The coding region runs from base 1 to 1356 and encodes 451 amino acids. The record is from RefSeq and is a predicted model, not a curated record. The transcript is spliced from 7 exons. Lineage: Eukaryota; Metazoa; Arthropoda; Insecta; Hemiptera; Aphididae.
AUGUUGUAUCGUGCCACGCGAUGGAAGCUGGAAGGCCAGGACCUCCAGUCCUUCAAACAAGGCAUGGUUUCACUAUCUAGACGUCGGACGUUCACAAGACGAACGGUAAAGGUGGACAUCCCUGUACCAGUAAUAGAUCAAAGGGAGGUGGCGUUUUGCUAUUUCACUAAAAUAGCUUCAAUUGAUCGGAAAAGAAAGAAUAAACUGGGAUAUCACCUAAAGCACCAAAAGAGCAAUAACUUUUUAGCCUGGUUAGGUAUGUCGGCUAAUGAUUCAUCUGCUAUCGUAGUGUCUGGAUGUGACUCGACUGGAGUCAGUGCCUCGACAAAAUAUACAACUCCAAAUAGGUUGUUAGAAGUCAGUAGCGGAAACGUAUCAAAGAUAAACCAACAGAUGAAAAUAUUGGAGACUGGUGGAGAUUUGGAACAGUGUACGUCUUUGCCGUCGAACGAUUUUCGACCGAUGACUGUAAUGAUUGGCAUAGAGCAUGGUCCAAUUGUGGAAGAUUGCGACUCAGAAAUGACCCAACCGACUCGUAAAGCUCUUAUCAAACAGGUGGAUUGCAUUGACCUCAUUGUGUCAAUGUUAAAUGUUUUGUCAUUAAAUGAUAAACGCAAAAUAAAAGAAUCCGAAAAGGAACAUUUUACUCUUUUGAUAAAACGGUUUUUUAUGUUAAUACAUAUUUUCUUUAUCGUUAUAAUUAUCAUGUCAAUCAAGAAUUUUUUUGAGUUAUCGUUAUUGAAUAAAAACAAACUCACCUGCCUGAUUGAAGCUGAUAAAAUCGAUUUAUUGGAAAACAUGAAGAAAUUUGAAGAAAUGUUAAAGGAUACAUCGAAAAACGACAAUUUACUGUUGGAAAAACAAAUAAAUACGUGUUUCGAAUUGCAGUGCAAAAUCGAAGAUUAUUCGGAAAAACUCGAGGAAUUAGAGGACGAUUACUCGGAUUCGCCAAACACUCUGAUUGAUUUUAUUUCAAACAUUCCUAACGUCGUGAACGAUUUGGGACCCGAAUCAUUGGUUGUGGUUACGUCUGAGAAAGUAGGAAUGCAGUACGUACAAUUAUUACAUGAUUCCGUAAUGAAGAACGUUAUCAUCACCACGAUCAGGGCGCUGACGGCGGGCGAAGUGGAUGUGACGCUGGGAAAUGUGAAGACAGCGCUUCUGGAUGGGUCCGAAGCAGAAUACCGGAAGUUCGUAGGCAGCGAAGCCGUCCGGUUGGUCAUAGCAGACCACGUGCCUGCUGACCGGCUGUUUCGCGUGUGGGGCGACGUUCACCGUGACCAAUGUUUCGCGACGAUUAAAAUGAAUCCUAUUGACGGCGAUGGUAAUGACGCCGAAAACAAGAGUAUAUUAUAA